AUGGCCAAACAUCCGGUUACGAUGAGGAUGCUGUUCUUAAUUGCCAUUCAAUUAGCGAUAACCUCCGCACAUCCUCCGACGUCACCAAGGGGUCCGCCACAUCUCGGACCACCUCCCAUGGGCCUACCACCUGGUCCUGGUCCUCAUAUGUACAGAUCAAGGGGUUUCGCCGGAGGGUACUUCAGUGGUGGAGGCAGCGUCUAUGCAUCAUACGGACCAUACUCAUACAGACGGGGUUAUCCAGGACACGGAAGAUUUGGUGGGUUGAGAUAUGGCUUUAGGGAUGGAAGAGAUAAUAACGACAGAUUUGGAGACAAUAGAAAUUAUGGCGAUUUGUUGGGUUAUGGUUCUGGAGGCGGCUAUAGAAGAUAUGGCGAACGUAGAGAUUUGGACUAUAACAAUUUUAACAAUGACAACAACAAUGGUUAUGACGGUAGACGGUACUAUGGUAUUGGAAGAGGUAUGAGUGGUGGGUUUGGUCCCGGCUAUUCUCCAUAUUCCACAUACCGUAUAAUGGGAGGAUACGGUGGUGGCAGGGGAGGGGAUGCAUACAGUUCAUUAGGUCAAAGGUACGGGAGAUAUGGUCCAAGACUAUUUGCCGGAUAUAGAGACCUUAAUGACAAUGGCUAUGGCAGAAACUUUAACAAUGGUUUUGAUAGAAACUUUGACAAUGGCUAUGGUAGGAACUUUGAUAAUGGCUAUGGUAGAAACUUUGACAAUGGCAAUGGAAGAAACUUCAACAAUGGCUAUGAUAGAAACUUUAACAAUGGUUAUGGUAGGAACUUUGGCAAUGGUAAUGGUAGAAAUCUUGAUAACGGCUAUGGUAGAAACUUUGACAAUGGUUAUGGAAGGAACGUUGACAAUGGCAACGGUAGAAACUUUGACAAUGGCUACGGUAGAAACUUUGACAAUGGUAUUGGCAGAAACUAUGAAUAUAGCAGAAGAGGUUUUGAUGAAAACAAUGGAGGCCGGUACAGAUCCAGAGGAGGUAACAGUAAUGGCUACGAAUCAAGAAUAGGUAGAGCAUUAGGGGGAAACGGGUACAACGACCUGAAUAACAACCGAGACAACAAUCACAAUGGUAACAAAUACGACAAUAGAAACAAUGGUAGAAAUUAUAAUAAUAACAACGGUGGUAAUUGGGACAAUUCUAUGGACCAUUUUUAUGCUAAUGGUGGAUUUGAUAGUCGUAUACAAGGUGGCGCUCGACAAAGUGGUUCGGGAAGUGGCAGCCGCGGCAGUGGCUCCAGAGAUGGUGCUCGUCGAAGCGGGUCGAGAAGUGGCAGCCGCAGCAUUGGCUCCAGAGACGGUACCCUAUACAAUGAUGCAGGGAGCGGUAGUCAAUAUAGUGGUUCAGUUAGUGCAAGUGGCGGACGUUACGAUGGUAAUAACAAUGGCAACGGAGGGCUUUAUGACGUAAAUUAUGAUAGAUAUGUUUACAGGAGAAACAGUGAAGAAGAUAAAACCAAAAUUUCACGUAAAGUUAUAUCUUUUGGUACCGAUAUGAAAACUGGUGGUUCAGGUGUGUCAGCUCCUGUUUUGGGUGCCGCUGCAAUAGAUGUUGGACUAGGUGCACCUAUUAACGAUGUAAAUUACAACAACGGAGCGGCAGUCGAUCUUGGCGGAAAUAACGGGCCAGGGGCCACGGGUAUCUCAGGAAACUCUCUAAAAGGAGCUGCUCGUAUAAGAAAACAAGGUGUUGGAAAUGAUCCAUAUGCAUCCUCAGCUGGCGGAGUUUCAUCUGGAGGCAUGCACGUUGAUCCACCUAUUGCUGGAGGUAGUAGUUCAGUAAUGGCUACUGCAGAUGUAGGAACAUCCAUGGCGUCUGCCUCUCUGACUGUUUAA
Ruditapes philippinarum (Manila clam) is the source of this 1845-nucleotide messenger RNA. Its product is annotated as probable serine/threonine-protein kinase clkA. NCBI's taxonomy places the organism in Eukaryota, Metazoa, Mollusca, Bivalvia, Venerida, Veneridae. The transcript has 3 exons. Bases 1 to 1845 code for a protein of 614 amino acids. The record is from RefSeq and is a predicted model, not a curated record.